Molecule: messenger RNA, 1563 nt
Organism: Solanum verrucosum
Lineage: Eukaryota; Viridiplantae; Streptophyta; Magnoliopsida; Solanales; Solanaceae
Product: linamarin synthase 1-like
Exons: 2
Coding region: 16-1503 (495 amino acids)
Molecular function (GO): UDP-glycosyltransferase activity
Source: RefSeq, a predicted model, not a curated record
AGUUGGAGUAUAAAAAUGGACUCAAUCGACAAUAUUAGUCCACCAGUGAAAAGAAACAACAUCCUUGUACUAAACAUGGACAAGAAGCCUCAUGCAGUGUGUGUACCAUUUCCUGCACAAGGUCAUGUAAUACCCUUCAUCAAAUUAGCCAAAAUUUUGCACUCAAGAGGUUUCUAUGUAACAUUUGUCAACACUGAAUAUAACCAUAGACGCCUAAUUCGAUCCCAAGGUCCUGACUUUGUGAAAGGCUUCCAGGAUUUUCAGUUUGAAACUAUUCUGGAAGGAUUGCCACCCUCAGAUCGCGAUGCAACGCAAGAUCCAACUUCGUUAUGUGACUCGAUAAGGAAGAACUGCUUGACUCCUUUUCGGGAUUUACUAUCAAAGCUUGGUUCAUCACCCGUCGUUCCACCAAUUUCUUGUGUUAUAUCAGAUGGUGUGAUGACCUUUGCUAUUAAGGCUGCACAAGAAUUUGGCAUCCUUGAUGUGCAAUUUUGGACGGCUUCAGCUUGUGGUUAUAUGGGAUACCUUCAAUUUGAUGAACUAAUAAGAAGAGGGAUUAUCCCAUUUAAAGAUGACAGUUUCAUGGAGGAUGGUACACUUGAUACAAUUGUCGAUAGGAUUCCAGGAAUGAGAAACAUUAGGUUGAAGGACUUGCCAAGCUUUAUCAGGACUACUGAUCCAGAUGAUAUACUGUUAAACUAUUUAAGUGAUGAAGCACAAAAUUGCUUGAAAUCUUCUGCAAUGAUCAUCAACACAUUCACUGAAUUGGAACGUGAAGUCCUGGAAGCGAUUCAAGCUAGAUUCCCAAAUAUUUAUGUUACAGGUCCACUUUCAUUGAUGGAAAAAACCAUCCCAGAAAACGAAUUGAGUUCAUUUAGGCCAAGUUUAUGGAAAGAAGAAUUUCUAUGUCUUGAGUGGCUGAACAAACAGGAACCAAGUUCUGUAAUCUAUGUGAAUUAUGGAUGUGUGACAUUAAUGUCAGACCAUCACCUUAAAGAAUUCGCGUGGGGACUUGCAAAUAGCAAACACCCAUUCUUGUGGAUAGUUAGGCCUGACAUAGUGAUGGGUGAUUCAGCCGUAUUGCCUGAUGAGUUUCUUGAAGAGAUUAAAAACAGGGGAUUAUUAGCAAGUUGGUGCCCACAAGAUCAAGUUCUUUCCCACCCAUCUAUUGGCGUUUUUCUAACACAUUGUGGAUGGAACUCUACAAUUGAAAGCAUAAGUUCAGGAGUUCCUCUAAUUUGCUGGCCAUUCUUUGCUGAGCAACAAACAAAUUGUAGAUAUGCUUGUGCGGAGUGGGGAAUAGGUGUUGAGGUCAAUAAAGACGUAAAGUGUCAAGAAAUCGAAGCAAUUAUUAAGGAUAUGUUAGAAGGUAAAAAAGGUAAGGAGUUGAAAGACAAGGCGUUGGAGUGGAAGAAGAAAGCAGCAGAAGCAACUGAUAUUGGAGGGCCUUCAUGGAAACACUUUGAUACAUUCUUGGAAAGACUUCUCCUUAAUAGGGAAUAGUAUUAAAGGAAAAUUUUCAACACUUCAAAUAAACAAUUUCCAAGCAAGAGAAAGGACUAA